CCAGCGUAAUGCACGCGGAGAAUAAACAGAUCCCCUCAGAAAAUUUCAGGGAAUAAAACAUCUUUGAUCGGCGAUGAAGAAGACAUAUCCAGGAAUAUCGAGAAGUCAAGAGAAGUUUUUUUUGUGACAACAUGUUAGUUUACAAUCGUCCCGUGACAAUAUUAUUGUGCUUGGUUCAGAUUUAACCUCAUCACACUCAUGGCAGCAUGUUUGAAAAUUUCUAUCAUCAAAUUGACAAAGAGCUUGGACCCCUUAAUCCAGACUGGUUUGAGGAGUUGACUGCAAAAGCUUCCCGAGAUGAAGGUCGUCCUGACAGUUUUAAAGCAGAGUGGGAAGAGGAAACUGUCAAAGAACCAGAGACAUCAGCCCUGGCCAGUCAGUUGAAUUCAACACCCAAAAUAUUUAAGCAACAACAGUUUCAGUCCCCUGAUUCCAUUCCUAAUGAAGAGUCACCUUAUGAAGACAUAUCAGCUUUUCCCUGGUCAGAAUCGAGCCCUUGUUUGUUUGGCUCAGCCAAAGCCAGAUCUGAUAGAUCAUGUGAAAAACCUAGAGAUUGCUUUGGCCUUCUGGAGACACCAAAAAGGUCUUUGGCACGUUCAGCAAAACUGAUAUCUGAGAGCCUUGGGGCACAAAUCAACCCUGAUUUAUCUUGGACCAGCUCAUUUAACACACCAUCCUCUUUGACUCCUACUGUGAUAUUGCCAAAAACAGAGGAUCGUGCUCCCUCAUCAAGUGGCCUCAAAGACAAGGAAGCAAUUUUUGUGCGGAAACUGUUCCCAUCUCUUUCAAAAAGCUCUGCAAGCACUGCGUCAUUAAAUGAUACAACAUUGAAACGAGAUGCCAAAAGUGAGACUAUUCAGGUUGAUGACUUGGGAGAAAAUCCUGUUUGCUCUCCAAAUGCCUCUCUGGAUACAAGCGGUCUGUGGAAGCAGACGGUUCCCAGCGCUAUAGAGGAUGGGGAUGUCCGGACCACAGUGCAGAAUGUUCUUGAUGGUGCUGAGGACGCAUUAUCAAUAUUCUUCAGCAACAGUACUUCAACUCUGCGGAGAAUCAAAACCAAAGAGAGGAUCAGAAGGAGAAUAUCCGAUUCUUCAAAGGAUGUCAAAUCGGUUGUUUUAACUACAGGGCCAGAAGACAUAUUAAAGGCUGAUGUAGAAACAAAAAGCCCAAACAAAAAUAAAGACAUCAUUCAGUGGACCCCACUAAGUUUAUCCGAAUGUAUUUUAUUGAAUGGAGACGGAGACUGUUCAGGGGCGUCUUUGAUGAACAAUCACAACACUGUAGCAUCCUGUGAAACGGAUGGUUUUACUGUUUUCAACUGCACUGGAGAAAGUAGCCAAACUUUUUCACAGAGUGUAAGACUCAAAUCUUAUCCAGCAGAAACGGAGCGUCAUAAGACUUCAUCUGCUUUCAUGAAAUCACCUGCUUUCAUGCUCACUAGAAAGUCCAGGAAGUUUGUAUAUCAAGUGCCAAAUUCCGAUUUGUCAAAGACUGUAAUUGAGCACAAAGCAGCUCUUCCAGUAUGUUCGGACCAUACUGACAAAGAAAAUUCCUCAUUUGAAAAGGAGUCUUGUGACCUUAACAAAUACAGAUUCGCCAGUGAAUAUGCAAUCAAUAAUCAGACAACGCUGCAAGCCGUCGAACCGUUAUCUACAGAACCCCAUGAUUUGGACCCCGGAUUGGAUAUGACACAGCUUUCCAAAGCAUUUGCAGAGGAUUUCACACAAGAAAUAAGGCCUGGAUUGCUGCUUGACGUGCCUGUGAAGAGUGACCAAAAUUACCAAGAGCAACCUAAAGCUGAGUUUGAAGAGAACAAAGUUGGGAAUCACAAUGACAUCUCUAAUUUAGCAGAAAUGUCUGUCAACUCCCCAAACAAGUCAACGGUCAUGCUCACAACUUUUGAUAUCAGUCAUGAUAGUGGUUGCCCCACUACCUUUUCAGAUUUGGAUGGUACGACAGCCUCAUGCGCAGACCUCAAGGAGUUUUGUCCUACAUUUCAAACUGCAAACAACAAGGCUAUUUUCGUACCAAGUGAGGCUGUAAUGAAGGCCAAAGCAUCAUUGGAUGAAGCUGCAGGGGACGGUUUGAGCAUCACUUUAAAUCAAACAACUCCAAAACAUUAUCAAACAAUUGAAACAUUGUGCAAAUCAGUUUCAGGAAGCACUAAUGCAACCAGAUCUUCUGUAGGACAGUUCAUCUUCCCCAACCAUGCAUCAAUAACGUGUGUUAGUGAUGUGCCAAAAAGUGACAGUCCAAAUAGGUUUAAAAUGAAUAUUUCAAGUUACUCUUCGCCACAGUCAAAUGAAUCUGAUUAUAAAACGGGUUCAAAGAGGAAUAGUACAGCUUUAGAUGUUAGCCUUCAAACAGAGACUCUUUUGAAAGCGAAAUUGUGGAGAGAUUCAUCAAAGUGCAUUAAUCAGAAACUGGAUUUUAAAAGAAGUGCUGAAAGACAGGCUGUGUCCAACAUUACCAGCACACACAAACCCACUGCAGUGGACUCCAGCUGUGAUGAUGAGAAGAAUGGUACUUUGACAGCUUCUCAAAAGGCUGAUGUUACAGAAUUGUGCAAUCUUUUGGAGGAAGCAAAUAGUCAACAUGAAUUUACCCAGCUCAAACCGACAAAUCUUGGCUCUGAGAACAACACCACUACAGAGAGAGAGUGGGAUCCUGACAUAGUCAACGGCAUCGACUUUGAUGAUAGUUUUAACUGUGAUUUUGUGAAAGGAAAGCAUCCAGUCAAGAAAGACGCUUCUUUGGUAAACAGUUCUGAUCAUAGUCAAAUUGUAGAUGCUGCCAAAUUAUGCACCAUGUCAAAGGAAACACGGAAUGGUACUGUGCCUUUGUCAGUGACGGAAGACAGUUCUUUAGUUGAUGGACUGAAGAAUGUGCUGUCUAAUUUUACUGAUAAUACUCAGUUCCACUGCCUUGGAUUUAAAACUGCUGAAGGGAAACUUAUAAGCAUCUCUGAAAAGAGUUUAAACAACGCAAAGAACUUUUUUGAAGAGGAUGGUCAAGAAGUGGAUUUUGGCGUAAAAAAAUUGGAGUAUUCUGAUACUUCUGACAGUAUAAGCACAGAAAAUAAAACCCAUGUAAAAAAACUUGGAACUUGCAAGCAAGACAGCUUGGAGUUGCAAACUUGCGUACUCGCUCUCCACGCUUCUGGAAAACACGAUGCCUCUAUGUCUAAGAAAGGCCUUCAGAAAACAAAAGCUGUUUCUUGGAGUGAACCCUCUAUAAAAAUGAAUCAGCGAGACUCAGUGGUGGGAAAUCAAAUAUCUGAUGUUCCGGAUAUUCCUUCCUUUAGCAGUGAGAAUGUCUUCCAAGAACAAAAAUCUAGCAAUGAUGCUAAAGAAGUUUGUGCAAAUAUAUUUCCCUCAGAUACGUUUGUGCCUCAGUCAGGGCAAGGCUAUGGUUUUCAGACCGCCAGUGGGAAAGCAGUUUCUGUUUCAGCCAGCACCCUUAAGAAGGCAAAGGGCAUAUUCAAAGACUGUGAUUCAAAUAUUAACAGCUUGGAAUCUGCAAUUAUGGAGGGAAAGAAUGACAAACCAGUUGAAAUACUUGAACAAACAAAUGCGUUCAUUUCAAAUUGUAAAAAUGUUUCAUUUUCAAAUGUGGAAAAGGCCAAAACUGUUCUCGGGGACACUGAUCUAAUUAAUGACUUCUCAUUGCAGUCCUCUUUGGACCAGCAAACCCCUCAGGAAAAAGUAUGUGAGAAAAAAGACAUUCAAAAUGAAUUCCCCAAGCAUCUCUCUGAGUUGCUUCCUCUUAACGGCACCUGUGGUUUCAGCACAGCCAGUGGUAAGAAGGUAUCCAUCUCAGCUGGAGCACUACAGAGAGCUAAAGAUGUAUUUUUUGAGUCAGUUGAUGAUAUCGAAUGUGCUAAUAGUUCUCCAAAGACAAAGCAGGUUGUCGAUAUCAAAACGGACUAUGUUUCCUCAAGAGAACACAAAGGAUUCUGUACAGCAGGUGGGAUGAAAGUGACUGUCUCUGCUACUGGGCUACAAAGGGCAAAGGAUAUCUUCAGAGAUUGUGAAGAGGAGAGUUUAUCAUCCCAAGAUCGUCUGCACCAAAACUGUAAAGGUUUCAGCAAUGUCUCAGAAAAGACUCUGAUUAAGGUAAAACCAAAAUUUGCAGGUUCCAGUGACGUCCCUUUCAGCCAUGAGCCUGAAACUGGGAAUUCUCCAGGAAAAACGGUAGGAUUCUCUACAGCAGGUGGAAAGAAGGUGGACAUUUCUGCCACUGCUCUUCAGAGGGCCAAAAGUCUGUUUAAUGAUUGUGAAGAGGAGGUAGCUUCUGUGAGUCUUCAGCACCAAGCCUGUAAAGAUUUCAGCACUGCCAGUGGCAAAGAUGUUACUGUCUCUGAAAAAGCACUGAUGGACGUCAGAGCGGCAUUUGCAGGUUGUGAGGAUGCCUCGUUCAGUCGUGACCUUAAGAUUUCUUCAGGAAACAAUGUUGGAUUCUCUACAGCAGGUGGGAAGAAGGUUGCCAUCUCUGCUACUGCACUUCAGAAGGCCAAGAGUCUUUUUAAUGAUUGUGAAGAGGAGAAUUUAGCCUCUGGGAGUCUACAGCACCAAGACUGUAAAGGUUUCAGCACUGCCAGUGGCAAAGAUGUUGCUGUCUCCGAAAAAGCACUGAGGGAGGUUAGAGCAGCAUUUGCAGGUUGUGAGGAUGCCUCGUUCAGUCAUGACCCUAAAAAUUCUUCAGGAAACAAUGUUGGAUUCUCUACAGCAGGUGGGAAGAAGGUUGCCAUCUCUGCUACUGCACUUCAGAAGGCCAAGAGUCUUUUUAAUGAUUGUGAAGAGGAGAAUUUAGCCUCUGGGAGUCUUCAGCACCAAGACUGUAAAGGUUUCAGCACUGCCAGCGGCAAAGAUGUUACUGUCUCUGAAAAAGCACUAAGGGAUGUUAGAGCGGCAUUUUCAGGUUGUGAGGAUGCCUCGUUUAGUCAUGAGCCUAAACAUUCUUCAGGAAACAAUAUAGGAUUCUCCACAGCAGGUGGGAAGAAGGUGGCCAUCUCUGCUACUGCACUCCACAGGGCCAAAAGUCUCUUUAAAGUUUGUGAAGAGGAAAAUCUCACAUCUAUGGAACUUUCAUUAGAAAAAGUACUGCCUCAGACUAAGAGUUCUCACAGAAAAAGUGAGGACACUGUGGAUGAAAACCUAAAGUUUGAACAACUAAAAAAGAAAAACUGUCGUUUCAGCACUGCUAGUGGUAAAGGUGUGUCUGUAUCAAAAGUUGCCCUUGAGGAAGCUUCUAAAUUAUUCAGAGACUGUGAUGCCCAAGUAACAUCUACUGAUAACCAACUGCUACAGAGUGAUUUCUCAAAACAUUGUACUCCACAUAAAGAGAGACAAUCCGAAACCACUCUACUUCCUUUGCCAUCUAAAGUUACGCAGAAUAUACCUGCACAACUAGACUUGAACUCUUUGGAUUUUAAAAGUUGCACAGAAACCCAGCAGGAGUACUUUGAGCAGGAAGCGAUGGCUUGCACUGAAGCUUUACUGGCAGAUGAUGACCUGAAUGAAUCGGCCAAGUUGGUGAUGUCAGAGGGCACUGAUUACCAAGAACGUCUAUCUAUUAAUGAUCGACAGACACAGGGGUCAUUUGAUCAGAACAGGAGGAGAAAACGUCAGUUUGAUUCAUGCAGUAUAGCAGACACAGGGCAGCCUCCUUUGAAAAGACAACUUCUCUCUGAAUUUGACCGGACUUUAGAUGCAAAAUCCUCUGGCCUCAAACCACUAAAAAGUUGUCCGACUGGAACUCUAAAAGACAGACGCGUCUUCAAAUAUAAUGUCCUUCUUAAGCCGAAUGUCACUGCUCCCAAUUGGCAUCAUGUUGGCGAAAAGUCAAAUUACCUCGAAAACCAUUGUUCUACUGUGUCUGUUCAAAACAGACGCAACUCAGACACCAAAGGAUGGGUGUUUGUGUCCCCUUUUCAGGAGGUUAUGAUGACUGGUACAUCAAACUGUCAACAUGUUUCUAAAGUCUCCAGUGGUUUUAUGCCACCUUUCAAGAAGGAAAACAAAGAAAAAACUGAUCAUAGCAAUCAGAUGGACCAAAAGGUGAAGGCUUCUACUUCACAUAGUGACAGUAACCUACAUGAGGGUUUUAAGCCUAAAUCAACCACAUCAUUGGAAAGCGGAGUGAAAAUCAUGAAAUCUAAAGAGAAAGACACUGAGGUAGGGCAGGAGACCUUGGACCUCGCCAGGGAUAUGCAAGACAUGAGGCUAAGAAAGAAGAAAAGGCAGACUAUUCGUCCUCUACCUGGCAGCCUUUACCUUGCUAAGACUUCUGGUGUCCCCAGAAUUGGUCUGAGAUUUGCAGUUGGAUGCAAAUGUCCUGGUCAAUACACAAAGGAAGAGCUUUAUCAGCAUGGUGUUCAUCAGAAAGUCUCAAAAAUAACCAGUGAAAAUGCUGAAUCAUUCCGAUUUGACUGUAAUGACUUCUUCAAACGUGAGCAGCUCAUUGAGUCUGGUGCUGUCCAGCUGGCAGAUGGAGGCUGGUUGGUUCCAGACAGUAAGGGUACUGUGGGCAAAGAAGAAUUUUAUAGUGCAUUGUGUGACACCCCUGGUGUUGACCCCAAACUGAUCAGUGAUGCCUGGGUGUUUAACCACUACCGAUGGAUUGUAUGGAAAAGGGCCUCCAUGGAAAGAUCCUUUCCAGUUUUGAUGGGUAGCCGGUGUUUGACUCCAGAGCAAGUACUUCUGCAGCUGAAAUUCAGAUAUGAUGUGGAGGUGGAUCACAGUCAUAGAUCUGCUCUUAGGAGGAUCAUGGAGAGGGACGACACUCCAGCAAAGACAUUAGUGCUUUGUGUAUGUGGUGUUGCUAAAACUUGUCAAAAUCCAGAGAAGCCAGUGAAAGAUGAAAAAACUCCCAAUGCAAAGAUGGAGUCCUGUGUGAUCUGGCUCACAGACGGCUGGUACGCCAUCAAAGGCAUCUUGGACCCUCCGCUCUCUGCCAUGCUGAACAAGAACCGUCUCCGAAUCGGUGAUAAGAUUGUUACUAGUGGAGCAGAGUUGGUUGGCUCCCAAGAAGCCUGUACUCCACUAGAAGCUCCUGAAUCUCUGAUGCUAAAGAUUUCAGCCAACAGCACAAGACGAGCUCGAUGGGACACUAAGUUGGGGUAUUAUCGUGACCCUCGGCCUAUCAGGCUCCAGCUAUCCUCAUUGUACCCUGCUGGCGGUGUUGUGAGCUGUGUGAACAUUGUGGUGUUGAGAAGUUACCCCACUCAGUGGAUGGAGAAGAAGCCCAACGGUGUCUUUAUAUUUCGCAACGAUCGUGCUGAAGAGCGAGAAGCCAGAAAACACAGCAACUCAAAGCACAAAUCCAUGGAUCUCGUUAUUUCUAAAAUACAGACCCAGUUUGAAAAAGAAAUGGAAGGUAAUAAGAAAUGUCGAAAGCAAAGGAGAACAUUUAGUCGACAUGAGAUUGAAGCUCUGCAGGAUGGGGAAGAGUUGCAUGAGGCAAUGGAACAGGAUCCUGCUGUUGAGACCCAUGUAAGUGAGAGGCAGAUGGAGGCUGUGAGUAAGUACAGACGCUGUCUAGAGGAAAGAAGUCAAGCGGAGCUGCAGGAGCGUGUGCAGAAGGCUAUAUUGGAAGCCCAAGAGGCUGAGGGUGGGUGUCCCAAUCGAGAUGUCACUCCUGUUUGGAAGCUCAGCAUUACCGACGCCAAUGACCUGCAGAACGACCGUGUUUACACUCUGAAUAUCUGGCGGCCGUCGCGGGACUUGCAUGGCUUGCUAAGAGAGGGCCACAGAUACAGGGCGUAUCACCUCGCCACAUCUGAGGGGAAGAAACGCUCAGGCAUUGCUCACAUACAACUCACUGCCACCAAGAAAACUCUCUUUCAAGAUAUUGAGGUGUCUCCGGAAUGGUUGCAUCAGCAUUUCCUUGCUCGAGAGUGCGUACGUUUCAGAGAACUUCAAAACUCUCAAUUCAGCUCUCCUUGUGGGGAGGUGGACAUUGUGGGAUAUAUUGUCUCCAUUGUGGGCAAACAAGGAAAUUGCCCGGUACUGCAUCUUGUGGAUGAGAACUUUGAUCUGGUCUCUGUGAGAACCUACAGUAGUCUGGAGCAAUUGGCUGUUGAAGAGCUGGUAAAGCCACGAGCACUGAUUGCGCUUAGUAAUCUUCAGGUGAGACCUCUUUCUGGGCCUGUGCCAAGCCUUUGUGCUGGAGAACAAGCACUAUUCUCCGUAAACCCCAAGGAAUCCCAUCUGCAAGAAGCUAUGGCCCAUCUGAAGACUUUUGCACAGACUUGUGAGGAGUUUUUCAGCAUUGCGGAGGAGAAAGUCUCAGAUGUGGUUCCUUCAGGUGCCUUGGAUUGUUUUCAGUCUCCAAGAACCCCUAGUGUGCAGUUUUAUCCAAAAAUGAACGGCAGGGUAACCCCACAGCAGAAAAGCAGCGGUUUCUCGCCUUUCACCCCGUUGAAUAGAAGAACACCUGUGUCUGCAAGUAACAGUGAGGGAAAAGACCCCAUAUACUUGAAAAGAAGACAAGGUUUGGACUACUUAUCACGUAUCCCGUCCCCUCCACCAAUCACCCCCCUGAAAACUAGAGCUUCUCCCUGCGUUAGCAACACCUUUAAUCCUCCAAGGAGAUCUGUGACUCCUAAACCUCCACAGAAUGAGUCACCUCGAGCCUCGCGUCCCCCACCGGGAGAGGAGUGGGUGCAUGAUGAUGAGCUGGCGAUGAUUGACACCCAGGCUUGUCGUUACUGGAUGGGCUAAGGGAAGGCUGAUGGGAAAAGUGUGACUCAAGUCCAGCAUUCAAGUGGUUGAGAACUAUGGGUAAUGCAAGCACUGUUCACACUGUGUUGGCAGAGAAAGCAAAUGGCGUGGUUUUGCUUUCUGGUUUACUGUGUUUCUCUAAUUGUAAAUGAUUGGCAAGGUAUGCCCCUUUUUACAACUGCUGCUAUCAUUUUUAAACAUUCUUUCUUGUACUUGAUUGUGUACUACUAAAGUACUGAAGUUAGCAAUGUUCAGUGGAAACAGUAUAUGUAAAGUAUAUGUAAAAAUGGUUUAUAUAUUUAAAUUUUUUAUUAAAAGAUGGAAAGUAA
Pimephales promelas (fathead minnow) is the source of this 9052-nucleotide messenger RNA. It is a transcript of the gene brca2, whose product is annotated as BRCA2 DNA repair associated. Lineage: Eukaryota; Metazoa; Chordata; Actinopteri; Cypriniformes; Leuciscidae. Gene Ontology annotation, biological process: regulation of DNA-templated transcription; double-strand break repair via homologous recombination. The record is from RefSeq and is a predicted model, not a curated record.